GAAACUCGAGGUAAAAUCGUAAAAUGGCGACAGUGCUCAGCUCUUGAAUCUAGCUAGCUCUGCCCGACAGGCCCGACAAGCAUGUAGAAUUUUAUGGGAAACGAUCUGUACAAUUUACAGAUUCUGCUUAACGGCAGUUUGCGGAACUUGUUGUCUCAUUUUCAGUGUCAGUGUGUUCGGCCUUUCGGGAGUUGAGAUUCAUCUUCGCCGGUGCCAUGGCUGGAACGAGUGGACAGAAAGCGCGAACCUCCACGACUGUGCCCCUUCACCCGGUGAUUAGCAUCGUUCAAAGGAUGGCUCUCUACGAGACGAGAUGCAGGUACUACCUGGUGGGCUCGAACAACACGCAAACCACAUUCCGGGUGCUGAAAAUCGACAGAAUGGAGCCGAACGAACUCGUCGUUAUCGACGACAAGAUGGAGUACAACCACAAGGAAAUCAUAGAAUUUCUCAACAUGAUUGAAAAGGAGAACCGGCCUACUAAACCAGGACAGAAGGGAAGCCCUGGCUUGAAUCGCAUUGUGUCAGCAUUUGGAAUUGUUGGCUUUGUGAGGUUCCUGGAAGGUUACUACAUGAUCCUUAUAACAAAGAGAAGACGAAUUGCCAUCAUUGGGCACCAUACAAUAUACAAAAUUGAAGACACCAGCAUGGUCUACCUGCCCAACAACCCCGAGCACAGUGUUCACCCUGGCGAGAGCAGAUAUGUCAAGAUGUUUCAGAAUGUUGACCUUAGGAGCAACUUUUACUUUAGUUACAGCUACGACUUGACGCACACUCUCCAGUACAACCUCACACCAUUGGUGUGCACGGUUCCUAGUCAACCAACGACUUCGCAGAGCGAGUCAGAUGACUCGCUUCUCAAUGCCGAGGAAGCUGAGGUAGAAGCGGCUGAUGUCUGGGACUUGCUUCCAAUUGAAGAAUCCCAGAGGCCUUCAUACAAGUUGCCCGGAAGGAGGUUUAAGUCCGCGGGAAAAGACGACGGCGUGGAGAACACUGCAAAUAUUGUGUUUGGAAACUGGUCUGAAGGCACCUGCUUUGCCGGAAGGACAAAGCCCAACUGGAGGUACGUCUGGAACGCCUACCUCCUCGAGCCCGUAGACCUGCACACAGACUGGCUCCUUUACGUCACCCACGGGUUUGUGGGUCAAACGAACAUAAGUGUCUACGGGCGGCCCAUUUUUCUCACCCUGAUCGCACGGAGGUCCCAGAAGUUCUCGGGAACCAGAUUCCUGAAGCGGGGAGCCAACUCAGAGGGGGACGUGGCCAACGAAGUGGAGACGGAGCAGAUUGUUCACGAUUCAUCCGUGUCCUCUUUUACGGAUGGCAACUUCACGUCGUUUGUUCAAGUUCGAGGCUCGGUCCCAUUCAGCUGGUCGCAGGACGUCUCCAAGAUCGUUCCCAAACCUGCCAUCAAUCUGGACCUGGUGGACCCGUACUGCUUUGCGGCGGGGCGCCACUUCGGCCUCCUGCUGCGCCAGUAUGGGGCCCCCGUGAUCGCCCUGAACCUGGUGAAGAAGCGGGAGAAGCGGCAGCACGAGAGCCUGCUCAGCAGCCAGUUCCUGGACAUCAUCGACUACCUGAACCAGUUCCUGCCCCGCAGCCACCACAUCAUCUACCUGGCUUUUGACAUGGCCCGCAGCAACAAGCUGAAGGAGGCGAACGUUAUGGGCCGCCUUUCGGACAUUGCCUACUCGGUGCUGAGCAAGACGGGCCUGUUCCACAGCCGGGCGGGGCAGUCGCAGCCGCCCCCCGAUUACCGCCUGGGCGGCGCUCUCACCCAGUACGGGGCGAGGCUGCAGACCGGAGUGGCCCGCGUCAACUGCGUGGACUGCCUCGACCGAACCAACACCGCCCAGUUUGCCCUGGGAAAGUGCGCUUUGGCUUUUCAGCUGAAUGCACUUGGAGUACUGCCCAAGCCCGACCUGGUGUUUGAUACGGACAGUGUACGGAUGCUGGAGGUCCUGUAUGAAGACCACGGGGACACCCUGGCUCUCCAAUAUGGCGGGUCGCAGCUGGUGCAUCGGGUUAAGACGUACCGGAAGAUUGCACCCCUGUCCUCUCACUCCAGGGACAUCAUGCAGACUCUGUCACGGUACUACAGCAACACCUUUUCCGAUGCGGACAAGCAGAAUGCAAUCAACUUGUUCCUCGGGGUGUACCGGCCCUACGAACAAAGCAUUGCACUGUGGGACAUGACCACCGACUACUACCUGCACAACUCCAUUCCUGCGGGCAAGCUGCUCUGCCACCGGAAUCCGUACACCUGCUGGUUUGACGAAGAGGUGGCCGCAGCCUUGCCGUUUGCACUCGAAGAAGUGCUCAAGCACCACGGAAGGUCCCUGAUGGAAGUGAUGAAGCUGGAGGUGACCAGUGAGAAGGCAGACGGCUUUGUGGAGCUGUACAGGCCUUUUGAGAUGUCCGUCAUCAGCGAGCUGUUCAUGUUCAAUCUGAGCCACUCUGUCAGAAGCCGGCUGGAGGGUGUGCCAGACAAAAAGCCGCCGAAGGAGAGUUUGACAGGGGACAUCAUGCCCAACUCGGCGACAGACCACAGCCCGUUCUCAGUGCGCAUCCGCCCCGGCAAGCACCGAGAGACGGUGGGGGCGGCCAAGCUGCCGAACCCGUCGGUGAGCGGCAUCUCCUCGGCCAUGUCGACGUCGAGCGGGGCCAGCGACUCGGACAGCAUGGAGCCGAGCGACGAGGAGCCCGACACCGCUCAGACGCCCGACAGCAACGAGUCCUCCUCCAACGACUGCUCCCAGAAACCGAUCACCUUCGAGUCUGUGUUCCAGACAAUGCAACAGACAUAUGGCAGAGAGAUUCAUGAACCUUCUACUAAGGACUUGACCGUUUACAAAAGAUUUGUAAGCUUGGGGAAGUUGUCUGGAAUGACCUGCAAGAGUGAUGCCAGCAGCAUCGCCUCACCAAAGAAAUCGUUCCAGCUGAUCCGGCAGAGUGCAUUCCCCAUAGACUCGGUGUACGAAGUGAGCCCUCCCAUGGUGCCGCGCUCUUCGCGGGACAUCUACCAAGUCUACGUGCAGAGAGGCAAGACCGGUGCCCUGACUCCAAAUCAUCACACACUGAUGACCUAUCAGCACUUUGUUUCCCGAAGAUACCAAUAAAUUCCCUUCUCUCUUUC
Ixodes scapularis (black-legged tick) is the source of this 3136-nucleotide messenger RNA. It is a transcript of the gene FIG4, whose product is annotated as polyphosphoinositide phosphatase. Gene Ontology annotation, biological process: phosphatidylinositol dephosphorylation. Gene Ontology annotation, cellular component: intracellular membrane-bounded organelle. Lineage: Eukaryota; Metazoa; Arthropoda; Arachnida; Ixodida; Ixodidae. The transcript is spliced from 22 exons. The coding region runs from base 216 to 3119 and encodes 967 amino acids. Gene Ontology annotation, molecular function: phosphatidylinositol-3,5-bisphosphate 5-phosphatase activity. The record is from RefSeq and is a predicted model, not a curated record.